UAUGAUGAUGCAAUUUUCUCACGCUAAUGUUCAACAACGGGCGAAAACCUGUUGCUCCAUCAGAGAGAAGGAGAUGGAAAAAGAAGGGUUGAGGGGAAAAAUUAAUGAUCCAGACAACUGUGUGGGAUGGUGUAAACAUCAGCUUGUUUGCGAUCACUGAUCGCCGCGGGGGGAAACUUGAAUGAUCGUCUUUGUUUGUUGAGCGCCUAAUUAUCGUUUUCUCUCCCUUGAGGUUUCACUUUUUCUCUUUUUUUUAUCCAAGCCUCGGGUUUUAUUGAAACUGGUGCGUAGCCACGGCGGUUAGCUCUUGCAGGAUUUGCUGCCGUUGCUGCAGCUCGGCGGAGGUUUGCGGUAACCUCUGGAGCGCGUGCCGGCGUGUGCGCAACUCCACGUGCGCUCUACGCAGCAGAGCGCAAAACUAUCAGCGCAGCGCAGCUUGCAAUACAAAUGAAUGCAUUUUAAGGCGCGCUCCGUACUGCACCUGAUAAAGUUGCGUGUUCUUUUGUGGUUUCUGUAUUUGAUACUGAUGUCAGCGCGUCAGCAACUCGUGUUGACUUUGUGCCAUUUAAUCUGUUGUGGUGGACGUGUGCAAUUCAGGUUGAACUGCAAGUUCAACUUUGUCUUAUUCUUGUUGGUAGGUUUUGUCGCAGGAGGCAGUGUCGCCAACGAAGUCUUGCAAACUGUCUCACAGGACAGGAGUAGCAGAAAACCCUGCAAAGGAGCCAAAUCUGAGGGCCCCGGAAUGCACUGUUGCGCUGGGGAGCCGUACGAUCCAGAAACAGACACUUGUUGCAAAGAUAAAGGAGAGGAAAAAACAGGCAAAAUGAGUGAGAAGGUGUCAAAAUGCUGCGGACUCGAAGCUUACAACCCACUCAACGAAAUGUGUUGUGACUUUACUGUCCUACCUAAACCUUUUCCCAUGGCGGAGUGCUGUGGAAAAGCGGCCUUCAAUAGCAAAACUCAGCUGUGUUGUGGUAAAAACUAUACGAUCUUGGACAGAAGUUCUCCGGACCAUGAGUGCUGUUAUGGGAGUCAGUUCAACAUCAACGAAGAGUGCUGCUGCAGAGGUCAAAUUGAACGCAAGGUCUCAGGUUGCUGUGGUGAGAACAGCACCACUGUGACAGAAAUGAAUCCCCCUGCCAGUCUUGUUCAAGAGCAUCAGAGGUCACAUUUUUGUGGGUCAGCGUCUUACAAUCGAAAGACCGAACGCUGCUGCCAGAGGACACACAAAGACAUAAACACUCGAUGCUCCUCAGGUGUAAAACCUUCACCAACUGUUUACGACCCAAAGACACACAUCUGCUGUGACGGCUGUUUGACACUGCUGAAGCCCUGGAUGGAUCAGUGUUGUGGAGACGCACCAUACGGUGUGGCGCAGAGGGGAGUCCUCUGCUGUGAAAACCGCCUGUACUAUCAGAGAGAGGAUGGAGAGGAGUGUUCGGAGAGCGGAGUACCUUACAAACCCUUUGCAGAGACCGUGUGUGCUCAGAAGCGGCACAAGUCACCUGGAGGGCACUGCUGUGGGGAGGAACUCUACCAGCCCAACAAAACUGUUUGCUGCAAAGGACAUAGAUACGAUCGAGGAAAACACAUUCGCUGCUGCGGCAUUCAUGCCUACAACAUUUCGGACCCACUAAAGAAGUGCUGCGAAGGAACUCUGCAUAACUUGACGAUUGGGGAAGAAAAUGUCCUGGAGUGCUGUGGAUCCAAGCUGCUGAACCCAACAAACCAGGAAGUUUGCUGCACCGGUGAGGAACAGUCCUUGUUCUAUCCAGCAAAGGAUGGAUUUCAGUGCUGCGGUCACCAAUACUACGACUCUACUCUGUGGUCAUGCUGCGUGGGCAAGCUCAGUCCAGUACACCAUCAGAUCACCCAUAUACGACCCACCCCGAAAGAAUCCAAACUUCAACUGGUGAACAAUCUGAACAAAACGCAGCUUUGCAAUGAAGUGUUCAUUGGGGUUGUGGAAAGCGUGUCUCGGAGCAGCACCGUGUUCAGCAACGUGCUGAAAAUCAAAGGGAAGGAGGCCACAGUGGAACCAGAUGUUUUCAUCCUGGAAACACCGGAUCAGUGCAAGUUCUUCAAACUGACUGCCGGAAAGACCUACUUCUUCAAUCACGCCGACGUCUUCACUGAUUUCAACCACGAGUCCGUCCUGCAGUCUCUGCAUUUCAUUCUGUCCAAAUGUUCCCAGUAGGUCGCCACUGGUUGGUCUGACCCUACGCCUUUUCCCAAAACCUUGUAGCUCUAACUUUUACUUUAAGCUCAUAUUUCCAUGUCAGAAAGUAAGUUUACUUUAACAGUCUCAUAAUGUAAAAUGCCUCUUUACAUUUAUUACCGUAAUCUGACAAAGGCUACAGUAGAGGGUCGAUCCAAACAUCAUAAUGGUUUGGAGACAAAGAAGCUAGCUUAAAAAGAGUAGGUGUUCUGAGAGAACAUUAAAAACUUGUUUUUAUAAGCUAAACUGCUGCCAGCUAAUGUGUUUAUUAGAAAUAUAUUUUUCCAUUUUGAAUAUAUGCUAUUUUUUCUCUUUUUUUAUGCACUGAUUGGAUUUGUACCGCACUCUUGACAAUUGAAUGUUGAAAUAUUUAAAAGAUUUAUUUUAACUUACUCAAUAAAGCUAAAGAGAUUUUUAAUAAAUAAUAUCAAGGGUGGUGAUUCUGCCCCAGGCCUGUUUUAUUACCUCAGCCAUCCGAAGAAAAAUCGACUUAUGUCAGUUUGCAUCAAGUAAUUAUAUUGUCAUUUUGGUAGCAUCUCAAACAAAUGUGAUCUUCAGGAGAAGAGAUGGCAGCGCCUUAAAUUUGUUUUGCUAUUUCAUUUCUUUCUGCUGUUUAAAUGUGAACAACCAGACAAAGCUGAAACUAAGAGAAGCUUAGUGAUUGUCUACUUUUAUCAUUACUAACAUUUGUUUUUGUGUUGCAUGUUGAAAACAAAGACAAAUGUACUGGUGGUGCUUUUCAUUUUGUAAUAAAUCUUAA
Xiphophorus maculatus (southern platyfish) is the source of this 2978-nucleotide messenger RNA. RefSeq lists its product as uncharacterized. The transcript has 12 exons. Bases 452 to 2197 code for a protein of 581 amino acids. The record is from RefSeq and is a predicted model, not a curated record. Lineage: Eukaryota; Metazoa; Chordata; Actinopteri; Cyprinodontiformes; Poeciliidae.